GGCAGCUCGGCGGAGCCCGCGGCGCUGCUCCGACCACCUGCCCGUCCUCCGCCGGGGCUCGUUCCGCCCUGGGCAGGGAGAGGCGCGGACCCCAGAGCCGACAUGAAUAAAGCGAGCAGCCCCACGUAACACGCCCAUGGCAUUCUGUGCUGCGUCGGGAUCAAUAGGUCAAGAAGGUGUGAUGCCUAGGAAUCUCCUGGUGGAUCCUCCUGAAAUGGCAUCUGAAAUCUCUCCAGAGCACACACAUGGGAGCAUGGAAAGGGCUGGCAGUGUGGAGAACCAUGGCAGCCAAGCUAGGUGCAGGAAUCUUGCCUUGGAUGAUGAAAGUUUGAAAUACUUAACUCAUGAAGAACAGGAUGUUCUCAUGUUCUUUGAGGAAACCAUAGAUGCCUUAGAAGAUGACUUGGAGGAGAUGGCCCUACGUGACAGUGGCAUCCACUGUCAGUCCCCAAGGUCAACAGAAGAAAAUGUGUCCAGUCAUUCAGAGACUGAAGAUAUCAUUGACUUGGUGCAGUCAACACCUGAGAGCAGUGACCAUGAAGGCCCUUCCAGCAGAGAUUCAGAACCAGUGUUGGAUGCCCCUGGGAGAGCCGAGAGCCCUCAGCCAGCUGUACCUGCUGACCUUCCCCCACAGCCCCCUGCCCCAGCACCAACGGUGUCUGAGACCCUUCCUCUUCCUCCUCCACCCCCUGCUCCAGUGCAGCAUCCAAAGUUGCUCCGUUCUGUCCCCACUCCUCUCAUCAUGGCCCAGAAGAUCUCGGAGCAGCAGGGGGAGAGCCGGGCGCGCUUCCCCGGCGCCCUCAAGGAGGGGAAUUCCGAUAGGAGGAAAGGCCCGGUAGCCAACGGUGAUUAUUCCAUAGCACCCAAGCACCCUCCUGCCCCCGCCCCCAAACUGCACCGGUUCCCAAGCAACAUCAACAUAACAAAUGUCAGUGGCAAGGAAUUCAGCGAGACCAUUUCCAAAGCAGCGGUGAACGUCCAGGAGCGGCGGGCUCAGGUGCUGGCCAACAUCAAUGGGGGAGCUCUUCUGGCAGCUGAACUGGAGGAGAAGCUGCACAAAAACGAUUUCUUGUCACGUAACAGAAGUUCUUCCCUACGGGAUCUCUCCUCUGAGCAAACUCGCUAUGAAGCCCUGACAAAACUCGGCCUAGUUAAGGGAAAGCCAGCUCAGGACCAAGUGGACCAUGCCCCAAGCACUCAGCAGCCUGAUGUGCAGCCCAAGAAGUCAGAGGCUGUUACCAAUGGAUACCAAAACAUCAAUGAGAUUUUAAAAAGCGAGCCCAGCCCUUUCCUUCCUAUGGGCAAAACUGUAACAAUCAGACCAGAGGUGGCUCUUGCCACUAACAAAGUCAGCAGCCCACAGCAGAGCACAGAAAAAAGUUGCAAUGAUUAUAAACAAGGUGGUGUAAGCCUGGACAUGAGGAGGAGGUCGGGUUCUCUGCCCAGACCUUCAGGCUUUCGGUCCCAAGGGAUAACGGUGAAGUUUUCCGGCCGUGGCUCCACUGAAGAAGCCAGGAGAGAGGCACUCCGGAAAUUGGGACUGCUGAAAGAGACUGCCUAACUUGGAUGGGAAUGCUGUGGCAGUAGGGGGAAAGUCAUAGCAUGGCUUUGUGCUGGAACAGUCCCAACAGGACUGGGAUCAAGUGGAUUGGAAGAGAAAAGGGAAAGUUCUCUGCUUCAGACCAGCCAGGAAGGUAUUAGACACUGUGGAAUGGCCACUUGUGUUUAUCCCAGGACUGGCACCACGUAGGGCCAUGGACAGCAGUGGGGUUUGGCUCUCCUUCCUACAGAGAAACUCAUCUGUUGCUCUCUGUGACUAAGAGGGAAUUCUAUUUAAUUAAUGCUGGACUGUAGCAGGCAGCAUCUCGUUAAUGAAGUGUACAGUGCAGUAUUGUUGUACAUAGCAAACUGAACGGCAAAUCUUGCUUUUGCUCUUUCUGAAGCCAAAACAAAGAGCUCUGUCUGUCCUGCUUACAUGUCUGUCUGUCCAUGGGAGCUGGAGAUAAUGUCACAGCUGAAAUUUCUGACAGUGUGACACCCUUCUGUGACUUUUUGUUGUCUGUGUUAUCUGGCUUGGCUUCUUUCCCUGCCAGUAGUGGAGUCUUCUGCUCCCUCACUCUCCCCUUGGCUCAAAACUGUGCCCAGGAUGGCUUCUGCCUCGACCUUCUCCUGGGCAGAGCAGCCCAAGCUUUGCUGGGUGACUGCCUCACUCUGCUGCUGCUGCACCUGGAGUCUGCCCUCCCCUCCCACCACCUGCUCCUCUGUCAGGCCCCAGCGUGUCCAGGGAAAGGCACCUGGAGAGCCUCAAGGAUAUGCACUGACAGCCAAAGAGUCUCCUGACAAUCUGUGACCCCAGCUGCUCUGUCCCAGGGAGCAUCUCUCAGCAGAGAAGCCAUAGGAACAAGUUAACUUUGUACCAAAAGCAACACCUGUAUGUUAAAAGUCUUCUCUUUCACAUUGAGGUUCCUGGGAAGGAGCUGCUACUUCUUGAGCAGUAGCUGUACCACACAAAUUAUAAGUUCUGUUACUUCUAAAACUGUCAUUUGGUCUUCCUGUAGUUUGACAGCCCUAAUAAUCCUCUGUUCACAGCCUUAUUUGAUUCUGCCCUGCCAAUGCAUAAUAGAAAUUACAGCCAAAAUUCUUGCAGGCUAUGUGGAGUUUCAGGAGAGCUGCACAUCUUUCCUGAAUGGUCCAGUUGCUGGUAUUUUGCCUUUGUUCAAUAGACAAGCUGGUAAAGAUGGUCCCAAAAUAUA
Molecule: messenger RNA, 2753 nt
Organism: Agelaius phoeniceus (red-winged blackbird)
Lineage: Eukaryota; Metazoa; Chordata; Aves; Passeriformes; Icteridae
Gene: PROSER2
Product: proline and serine rich 2
Source: RefSeq, a predicted model, not a curated record